Molecule: messenger RNA, 3298 nt
Organism: Oppiella nova
Lineage: Eukaryota; Metazoa; Arthropoda; Arachnida; Sarcoptiformes; Oppiidae
Source: the annotation of a GenBank genome assembly
CACAACUCGUGCUUGAGGUCGUGGUUAGAACAGGACACCAGUUGUCCCACUUGUCGCACAUCACUCAAGAACCGCAAUGAAGACGAGGACGAGAGUCCGGAUCGCAUCACAGGUGAGAGGACUGCGCGCGACAACCGAGUGGUGGGCGCCGGCGGCCGAACCAAUCACUUCUUCCACUUCGACGGCUCCCGGUAUGCGAGUUGGUUGCCAACCGUGUCCGUCGAAGUGACGCGUCCGCACCUCAUCACCAUUGGUGUGGCGCAGACACAGACACCCCAACAGGACUCCAAUGAGCCCAUAGUUAGCGCUCGAAACGCUCUCCAAAGCACUCACAUCGAGAACAUGAGUCGACAAGUGCUCGAGUUUUUCCCACACAUUCCCAUCGCUAUAAUCGCCGAUGACUUACGAAUUACGCGAUCCGUCGAACUCACCGUUGAAAACAUUUUAGACGCAAGAGUCGCUGUUCCCGUCCAAAGCACUUCCAGUCCUCCUGGAGAGCGGCUUUAUAGUGAGACUAAUAGACGUGUGGGGAAAGUGAUCCAAAAGCUGGUGUUCGGCGAACUCCGAGUCUCAGAGCAGCAGCACAUGAAAGACCGCUUCUGGAACUUCGUCUUCUAUAAAUUCAUAUUCAUUUUUGGUGUCAUGAAUGUCCAAUACAUGGAUGAAGUAGUUCUCUGGUGCAGUUGGUUCUCGAUUCUCGGAUUUCUCUCACUAUUGGCACAAUUAUGUAAAGACCGCUUCGAGUACCUGUCCUUUUCGCCAAUGACUCCCAAAUGGACGCACUUUCGACUCAUCGUCCUAUUGAUGGCGAUUCUCACCACUUCUGUGUCCCUCUUUGUGGUCUGUGUUUUGGUGGGAAUACACGCCGGCAUUAAUACUUUCGCAUUCAUGACCGCCGAGUGCUCUCUGGUUGCCGUGAGGACACUGUUUGUGAUCGUCCGCUACUCCAUCCACUUAUGGGAUCUUAACUAUGAGGGCGUUUGGGAGAACAGGGCUUCGAUGGCCUACUACACGGAACUGGUGUUCGAGUUGUCCACUCUCACCAUCGACUUCUGCCAUCACUUGCAUAUGUUGUUCUGGGGGAACAUUAUCUUAUCGAUGGCAUCGCUGGUCAUUCUCAUGCAACUCCGGUACCUGUUCUACGAAAUCAAUCGACGCAUUCGUAAACACAAGAAUUAUUUACAAGUGGUCCGUCUGAUGGAAUCCAACUUUCCGAUGGCGACCAGCGAUGAGUUGGAGAAGAACAGCGACGACUGCGCUAUUUGUUGGGAUCGCAUGGAAUCGGCCCGAAAGCUGCCGUGCGGUCACCUCUUCCACAACUCGUGCUUGAGGUCGUGGUUAGAACAGGACACCAGUUGUCCCACUUGUCGCACAUCACUCAAGAACCGCAAUGAAGACGAGGACGAGAGUCCGGAUCGCAUCACAGGUGAGAGGACUGCGCGCGACAACCGAGUGGUGGGCGCCGGCGGCCGAACCAAUCACUUCUUCCACUUCGACGGCUCCCGGUAUGCGAGUUGGUUGCCAACCGUGUCCGUCGAAGUGACGCGUCCGCACCUCAUCACCAUUGGUGUGGCGCAGACACAGACACCCCAACAGGACUCCAAUGAGCCCAUAGUUAGCGCCCGAAACGCUCUCCAAAGCACUCACAUCGAGAACAUGAGUCGACAAGUGCUCGAGUUUUUCCCACACAUUCCCAUCGCUAUAAUCGUCGAUGACUUACGAAUUACGCGAUCCGUCGAACUCACCGUUGAAAACAUUUUAGACGCAAGAGUCGCUGUUCCCGUCCAAAGCACUUCCAGAACUCAAUCAGAGUCUACUUCUACUUCUUCAUCGUCUUCUUCAACGACUUGUUCGAUGUCUUCCUCGACUUCUGUCAACUCAAACCAAAACCCAUUAGUCUUUCCAAGCGAUCCGAAGGGAGAGACGGGAGAUCAGCAACGGAUACACAGCUCUGAACACGAGUCAAGUGAUGAGGAGCUGAGUUCGAGCGACUCGUCAAAAGGUGCCAAAGCUAUCAUUGGCCACAGAUUCUCGAAAUCAUCACAAGAAAGGGAACUAAUGCUCUCAAGACGUAUCGCCAGAACCAGAAAGCCUUCACUACAAGCCCUCCAGCCUUUAGAAACACUUCGAAAUCUUGCUGACAACCACUUCCCCAUACAGAACCUGCCGUACGGUAUCUUUUCCACCAAAAACAAUGCCUGGAGUGAGACCAGAGCUAAACUCAUACAUCUCUUAGGGAAAGACACUUCUGUAUUGCGAGACGACCAUAAACUCAGGGAAAAGGCAUUUGUAUUGCAAAGGGAUGCCUCCAUGCACCUCCCGGCCCGCAUCGGCGACUACACCGACUUUUACUCGUCUAUAGAGCACGCGACUAAUGUGGGCGCUAUGUUCCGCAGUGUAGACAAUCCACUGCUGCCCAACUGGAAGUAUCUUCCGGUCGCAUAUCACGGCCGCUCCUCUUCGGUAGUGGUUUCCGGUACUCCUAUCCGUCGGCCUAACGGUCAGACCCGACCCGACGACACACAACCGCCUAAAUUCGGUGCCUCUAAGGCCAUGGAUUUUGAGUUAGAGAUGGCUUUCUUUAUAGGCGGGCCCUCUAAUGCAUUGGGAGAACACAUUCCCAUCGACAAGACUGAGGACCGCAUAUUUGGAGUUGUUUUGAUGAACGACUGGAGCGCCAGGGAUAUCCAGAGGUGGGAAUACGUGCCUUUAGGACCAUUUCUGGCCAAAAAUUUAGGAACAACUAUCAGCCCAUGGAUUGUAACUAUGGAAGCACUGGAACCCUUCAAAGUUGCCAAUACAGCACAGAAUCCAAAACCUUUCGAUUACUUAUACCAUUCAAAUCCAUACAAUUUCAACAUCUCUCUCAACGUUUCAAUCAAACCGGAAGGAAAGGCUGAGACAACUGUUUGUAAAUCCAAUUACUCUCAUAUGUAUUGGACAAUCAAACAACAGUUGGCCCACCACUCCAUAACUGGUUGUAAUAUAAGAGCGGGUGACUUAUUGGGCACCGGGACCAUUAGCGGCCCCACUCCAGAUUCGUUUGGGUCAUUACUGGAGUUGUCGUGGAAUAGGACUAAAGCCAUACCUCUAAAGGACGGCUCAACCCGUACUUAUCUAGAAGAUGGUGACGAAGUAAUAUUGUCUGGUUAUUGUCAGGGGAACUCAUAUAAAGUAGGCUUUGGCUCCUGCGCUGGAAAAUUACUCCCCGCUCUUAAUCUCUAAUUUCUAACCAAUUAUUUGAUUGACAUUUUAUAACAAAUUUUUGACAAUUUUUACUUGCUUACUGUAUACACGU